Molecule: messenger RNA, 1310 nt
Organism: Mollisia scopiformis
Lineage: Eukaryota; Fungi; Ascomycota; Leotiomycetes; Helotiales; Mollisiaceae
Product: Mov34-domain-containing protein
Exons: 2
Coding region: 89-1114 (341 amino acids)
Biological process (GO): protein deneddylation
Cellular component (GO): COP9 signalosome; cytoplasm
Molecular function (GO): protein binding; deNEDDylase activity; metallopeptidase activity
Source: RefSeq, a predicted model, not a curated record
AUCCGGCUCUGACUUCAAGCUCAACUCUUGAAUUUACAUCCACCUCCAGAUUACUCAACCAACGCCCAUACGACGGCUCUCGUUGAUCAUGGACACUGCGUACAAGACUUGGGAGCUCGACAACAAUGUCACACUCGUGGACCCGCAAAGAGACGCCCUCUAUACUUACGAUACCGCCGAGCAAAAAGCCAUAGGAGAUGCCAAGCCAUGGAGAAACGACCCUCAUCACUUUAAGAAUGUGCGAAUAUCUGCGGUGGCCCUGCUGAAGAUGGUCAUGCAUGCGCGGUCUGGAGGCUCAAUUGAGGUUAUGGGCUUGAUGCAAGGCAAGAUUGCUGGAGACACAUUUAUUGUCACGGAUGCAUUCAGAUUACCAGUCGAAGGCACGGAAACUAGAGUUAACGCCCAGGACGAAGCAAACGAAUACAUGGUCUCAUACCUCCAAGCUUGCCGUGAUCAGGGCAAGCUCGAGAACGCUGUUGGCUGGUAUCAUAGUCAUCCAGGCUACGGCUGUUGGUUAUCGGGUAUCGAUGUCAGCACGCAAGCUACCCAGCAGACUUUCUCCGAUCCCUUCCUCGCAGUGGUCAUCGAUCCGGACCGUACUAUUUCAGCCGGCAAAGUCGAAAUCGGUGCCUUCAGAACCUACCCCGAGAACUACAAGCCGGCAGAUUCUGGUUCUGGUGACGGAUACCAGACUAUCCCGCUCGCCAAGAUUGAGGACUUUGGUGCACACAGCAGUCGAUAUUACUCGUUGGAGGUUUCUCAUUACAAGAGCACUCUCGAUACCCACCUGCUCGAGUUGUUGUGGAACAAGUACUGGGUCCAGACUCUGAGCCAGAGCCCACUGUUCACGAAUCGUGAAUACAGUAGCAAGCAAAUGCUUGAUCUGAGCUCCAAGAUUAGACAGGUUGAAACGGGCAUUCAACGUGCUAGCAAGGCCAUGCAAGGUAUGGGAGCAAGCAAAGCUAUGGAUCCGCAACUGGACAAGGUUGUGAAGGACAGCAACAAGAUCGCAGGAGAGGAGGCAACUGGCUUGAUGGCUGGUGAGGUCAAGGCAAAGCUGUUCAAUGGCCUAGGAGAGACCGCGAAACCUGCUGCUACACCUGUCGAAUCGUGAAGCUUUACACCAAGAAUCUUGAAAGCUCUGGCGGCAUUGCUUGGCGAAAAUCUCAUGCAUAGGCGUUCUGGCAAAACACGUUGAGGGUGUGGGAAACUUGGAGCUUCUCAGCAUUACUACUUAGAUGAAUUACGAAACACGCCAUAGGUGAUGGUAAUGAAUAAAAAUGACAUACAAGCCGAGAUGAACCGCCUUU